AUGCAUAGAAAUGGGGUUUUGCGAAAUGAUAUUAAUAUUUACGAGUAUUUUUUGUGUAGGAGGGAACAAAUACAAGAAGCAAUUAUCAAGAAGAAAGAGUGCGAUGCAAGAGCUUUGAAAAUUGUCGAACAGUUGCUAGAACCAGAAGUUGAUCCUUCAUGGCUAGUUGAAAAACUUCAACACAUCAACAGAUGUCACAUGGAGGAUGUGAUUGAAGAAAGAGCAAUCACUAGGAUAUGUGGUUAUGUAUUGUGCCAAAAGCCACUUACUGUUGUCUACAAACAACAAUAUCACAUAUCAUUAAAAGACAAACAAGUUUAUGAUGUUUCUAAGAGGAAAAACUUUUGCAGCUCAAGUUGCUUUGGUGCAUCAAACUACUUGCUCGAGCAAUUAUUGACCAGUCCUCUAUGGAUGAGAGACAAAGAAGAAAUUCCUACCUUUAAAAUAUUUAAAAAAGAUGUUUUAGGGAAAAAUAAUCAUCAUGGAGCUACAUUAGACUUAAAUCAAGGUUGCAGUGUAAAGGAAGAAAAUGAAAAGAAAGACCAGUCAGCAGAAAAAAAUUCAGUUCACGAGGAAAACGAAUUUGACUUAAACGAGACACAGGAAACUGAAGGUAGAGAAGUUUUAGGAAGUAUAGAAGACUUUGUUCUUAAAACUAUUAAGAAAGUGAGUAGAGAUACUUUGAGGGGCUCUUCUCAAAACGUGCCUAAUAUUAACGAAAGUAUAGAUAUCAAAGAAACUGAGAUACCAGUGGAAACUGUGUGCAAAGAUAAGUCAGUACUAGGUGAAAGUACAUCUGAAAUGGUUCAAAAUUCUGCUGAAAAAAAUGUUAUUAAGUGUUAUGAUGAUGCAAAGAAAGAUGGAGAAAUUUUGCAGCAAGUUGUAUACACUGAAAGCACUGCUGAAAAAAAUCAGGAUGCCUCCAUUAAACAAGAUGAUGAUGAUGAUGAUGACGAUAUAAUUGAGCAAUACAAUUAUUUUACAGACGAAUCUACAAGUAAAAUUUUAUCCGAAUCGUUUCCAGAAUCAAGUAUUGCGGUGAAGGAAAAAGAAAUAAAAAAAAAUUAUGUCGACUGUUCACGAAAUAAAAUGAAUGCAAGCGUAGUAGAAGAUUUAAAGCGUAUCAAAAAAGAUGAAUCUCCAAAAUCAGUUCCUGCAGUUCAUGCAGAAUCCCAGAAGAAGGAAAAGAUAGAAAAGAAAAAAUCCAGAGUAGAUAAAAAGAAAAAACGUGAAGUUGUUGUAGAAAAUUUAACUGCUGGGAUUGAAAAAAGUUUUCAGGAAUGGGUCACAGAAGAAACUAUUAGUUUUUUAUUUGGAGACGAUUCCGUAAAGCAAAAAGCUAUUGAAAAAGUAGCACACAGAGACAGAUAUUCUUUACUGUGCGAGAAAUUGGAUAGGUUGCAGUUUGAAGAUGAACAAGAAGAUACUUUGAUAUUAGAAAAACAAGUUUUAAAGCCAGCACCACACUUUGACGUUCUCAGAGAAGAAGGAAAGAAACUCGAAAUUAAGGUACAUGCUUUUUACCAAGGUAAAACAACAUUUGAGGAAUUGAAGAAUCCCGAAGCUGAGGAAGAUGAUCCUGAUACAGAUACUGUUUUACCUUUGACUGAAGCUCACGCUCCUCAAGCACUUCGUCGCAAAAUUUUCUUAGAAAAGCUUGACCACGUCUUACCGGACCUCUUAAGAACUUUGGCUGGUAAUAAUGAAGUUCAUACAAAAGCUUGUUUGAACUAUACCAGUGUGAGAUGUACUGCUGUGAAAGCUUUAGUGCAAACAUUUUCUUUAUCAGCUAACAAUAUAAUUUUAAAAACUGCUGAAUGGACUCUUGCUGGUCUUGUUAUUAUUAAAAUGCUAAGUUUACUGGAUCCUUGGCUGGCAAAUUUAUUAUUAACAAAACAAGCAAAUAUGUAUAUAUCUAUGAUUAUGGCCUCGUACUCGCUGGACGCGAAUUAUUUGAACCUUUUUGUCGCUUCGUUCAAUCCAAAUAUGAAUUAUUGAGAAAAAUCUUUUUCAUAAAAUUAAGAUAAAUCUUUUUAUUUUUACUAAACUUUGCUGGUU
Molecule: messenger RNA, 2058 nt
Organism: Copidosoma floridanum
Lineage: Eukaryota; Metazoa; Arthropoda; Insecta; Hymenoptera; Encyrtidae
Product: putative RNA polymerase II subunit B1 CTD phosphatase RPAP2
Cellular component (GO): cytoplasm; nucleus
Molecular function (GO): RNA polymerase II CTD heptapeptide repeat phosphatase activity; RNA polymerase core enzyme binding
Source: RefSeq, a predicted model, not a curated record